Larimichthys crocea (large yellow croaker) is the source of this 2828-nucleotide messenger RNA. RefSeq names its product sterile alpha motif domain containing 1a (gene samd1a). The coding region runs from base 316 to 1584 and encodes 422 amino acids. Gene Ontology annotation, biological process: negative regulation of DNA-templated transcription. Gene Ontology annotation, molecular function: histone binding; DNA binding; chromatin binding. NCBI's taxonomy places the organism in Eukaryota, Metazoa, Chordata, Actinopteri, Sciaenidae. The transcript is spliced from 7 exons. Gene Ontology annotation, cellular component: nucleus. The record is from RefSeq and is a predicted model, not a curated record.
AAAGGGCCACCUUUUGCAUUUCCAUUGUGGCGCACAUGGGCACGAGUGCGCGCGCUCGUUCUCGCUCCCCUUUAGGAAGUGAAAAAUACCACCUUAAAUUCCACCUCUCGAGUGAAACUUUUCGCGGCUAACUCCGUCGGUCCACCUUAAGCGCACACGCAAAACGCAGGAGGCGUACUGCGAGGUUUCCGCUUCUCAGUUGGGCUCGGACCGCGGCUCACGAAAAACACGGAGAGUAACGUACACGGUUGUCGCACUAAGGUAAGAAAAAAAAAAGAGAAGAAGCGAACCAGCCGAGCAAAAAAAAAAAAAAAGAUGUCUGAAUCCAAGUACCGCGAGUGGAUACUGGACACUAUCGACUCGCUGCGGUCGCGAAAAGCACGGCCGGACUUGGAGAGGAUUUGCCGAAUGGUCCGGAGACGACACGGGUCCGAGCCCGACCGAACCUGCGCAGAACUGGAGAAACUGAUUCAGGAACAAACCGUGCUUAAAGUUAACUACAAGGGCUCUAUUUCAUACCGAAACGCCGCCAAGGUUCAGCGGAGGAGCAGGAAAAAAGACGAUGUAGCGUUAACGACGGCUGCGAGAAGGAGCGCGGUGGAAGAAGCCAGUCAUUCUGACUUGAGCAACGGGGACAGCGCUUUCGGUCCCGUGGACCAGGACGAGGAGGAUUUGGAGGCUGACACUUCUAUGGCAAUGGACACAGAUAGUAAUGCAGAUGAGGAGGGGGCUGAUGAGAGCCGUGACGGGCAGGACAGACCCUCUCCUGCCCGCACGUACGAAGAUGCAGCCAUGAACUGUGCCUCUGCGCGAGCUGUCUCUGCCCCCUGCUCUCCCUCUGGCAAUCGCCCUGUCCCCGGCCCCGGCCCUGGCUGCAGCCCCGGCUCGGGUCUGGACUGUGUCUCUUUCCAGAAGGCUGCUGAGAGGCCCAGCUCCUUGCCCCCCUCCAGCCCCAGGGCCCUCGCACACAAUGACUGGGCCUAUCAUUCUGCUGUUUGCCCAGCGGAGCGCCAGCACCCAGGAAUGCAGAGAGACAAAGCAGCCACGAAGCCAGCAAUCCAAUCGGUAACUACCAGCCCCGGCACUUUAAAGAACAACGUGAAGAAAGAAGAUGGAGGCAAGGCGGAGGAUAGUGGCCUUUCGUCUGACCAGCUGGUACCAGACUAUGCAGCAGGGCUGGAUGAGACCAAGAAUGUAUCUGAUGGAAGACCACAGACACUAUCUUUGCCUUCAGACAACUGUACAUUUAAGAAUAAGAUAGACAUAUCCCCCUUCACAGCAGCUGAAGACAGUCUUCUGAAUGGUGGUAAAGCUGAUGAAGUCUCUGUGAAGACGGAGAAGAUGAGCCAGAACUUGUUGCAGUGGACGGUGGCAGAUGUCGCCAGUUACUUCUCAGCUGCAGGCUUUCCAGAGCAGGCUGUGGCUUUUCGGACGCAGGAAAUUGAUGGGAAGUCCCUUCUCUUAAUGCAGCGCAGUGACGUGUUGACUGGUUUGUCUAUCCGACUUGGCCCUGCACUCAAAAUCUAUGAGCGCCAUGUAAAGGUGCUGCAGAGGACCCACUUCCUGGAAUACGAAGACCUCUGAAGUCAUGAUUCACAUGACAGACACACAGACAAUACACUGCAUUGACCUGAACGUGCAUGCAGUGCCCUCUCCCAUCUGGACCCUGCCACCCACCUUCAUAUACAGAAUAUAGGGGGUGAGUGUGGGGGAAGGCUGCGGUGGAAUUAACUUUCACUGUGAGUAUGACCAGAAACUGAAAGACAGUCAUCCUACCUCUCAUUAUGGUCUUUGGUUUUCAUUUCACCCAUGUGGCCAUUCGAUUGCAUUGUCAAGGGAAUAGACCGCUGUGUUCAGAGUAUGCUUUAAAGUGGAGAACCAGUAACCUUUCUGCACGAGUAAAGGAUGGAUAAAGCAGCCACUGAAGGGGACUGAGCCCUUGCAUCAAGUGGACCACUUAUGGGCUAAUGUAUCUACAGAGACAUGACUGCAUAGUGCUGUGAGCAAAGUGUCGUCACAGUUUUGGGUCCACAAGAAAAUGCCGGUUCUCUGUGGUAGUGGCGCCGCCGCAACAAGCUGACAUUUUCUCGUCUCCCUGUAUGCUCCCUGCUGUAUCUACCACGGUACACACGUUUGUCCAGAAGCUGUCUGUAAGUCACGUACGACACAGAUAUACAUGAAGUUCAUCUGUGUUGUGCUUUUUCCUUUUCUCAUACGAUGAGUUGAAUUAAAUGUCAUCUAAAGUGCUGGGGAAGUCAGACUAUCUCCAUAUCUACAUCAAAAGUUACCAGAGAGUCUGAUUCCUGACUUAUCAUGCCAAUAGCUGCUGAUGUUGGGUUAUGUUUCCAACGUCUCUGUAACACGGAGAUAUAACCAAUAUGAUAUACUACUACCUGCUGGCAAGGCAAUAUGUUUUUUGUUUUUUUCUAUCUUAUUUAGAUCUGACUGUGGUCCAACUUAAUACAGCUGCAUUUUGGGGAACAAUUACAGAUAGAUGUGACCAGAAAAUGUGCAGCCUAAUGGAAUUUGCUUUCAUACAUAAGCAAAAUAAAGUAAUAAACUUGGGGAAUUGUUAUUGUAAUACUGAAUAUAUUGUUUUAAAUUUAAUACGGCUGCUCAGUGCCUGUUUACAGAGCAGAUAUGUUGAUCAAAUGCAAUAUUUUAUGUUAUCAUCCAUUUAUAAUUUGUCCAGUGUUUCUUUGUGUUAUGAUCUAAGUCAGCCUCUUGAAUUGUAACAUUCCAUGAUGUAUGUAAUGUAUCUCCUCUUUUUAUCUGUAACAUUGACAUUUCUUCCAGAGUCCCAAAUAAAGCUCGUGUCUCUCUGUUCA